This is a messenger RNA of Chlamydomonas reinhardtii, 2979 nucleotides long. RefSeq lists its product as uncharacterized. The record is from RefSeq and is a predicted model, not a curated record. The transcript has 10 exons. NCBI's taxonomy places the organism in Eukaryota, Viridiplantae, Chlorophyta, Chlorophyceae, Chlamydomonadales, Chlamydomonadaceae. The coding region runs from base 124 to 1923 and encodes 599 amino acids.
CUUAUGUGUACUUGCGAGCGGCGACAUCUAUGUAAAUUUACGCAGCUCGGAUGCGUUUCCUGUAACUUGAAGUCCAUCUUAGCCAAGCAGGCCUUCUGCCAAGGCGCGAGCGGCCCUUGGAAAAUGGAGGAACAGGAGAAGCUGCAAAAUGAACUCAUCGAAACAGGAGCGGAGAUACGCAAGGUGUUGGCAUCUGCGGACUCGGCGGAGAACGCUGAGGACAAGCGGUACUACAGGGACAUGGCGCUCGUGCUGCGGAAGAGGGAGCUGCUGCUAUUCGAGGCGCUGCAAGCGCGCGGUCGUGCAGCUAUGGCAGCUGGCCUGGGCGUGGAGAGCGCGACACCACCCCACACCGUUCACGCGGCUGGCCCCGUCCAGCCGCCCCCACCUGACCUACCGCCCCAAACGAACCCUACAACCGCCUACCUGGAGGACUGCCUGAAACCCCCCGCUGCUGGCCGUGGCACGUUGUGCGCGAUGCUGCUGCAUGGAGAUGUUGAGGCGCUGCAGAAGUCCUUGGCCACACCUGUGGCACUGGGUUUGCCGCUGCCACCGUUCGCGGCUGCUGAGAUGCCUCGCUCGCUGCGACACAAGCUGGUGUUCGAGACGCAGCAGGCCACUCCCAACGAGCUAUCUAUGCACGUGUACGGCGCCGUGUGCGAUGACCUGCAGCCCGCCGGCACUGGCUGCAGCUCGGAGAUGUACACUGCGUUCCUCACCCACCGGCUGCUGGAGCGCACAUGGUGGCUGAUUGCGAAGCACCAGCAGGUGACCUGGCUGGACAUGGACCGGAACGUUGCUGAUGCCAGCGGUGCCCAGGCCGCAGUGAGGCUGCAGCGGCCGGACUUCAUGGUUUGGGUGAAGAAGGCGCUGCUGUUCAAGGGGGAGGAGAAGGCAGACCCACCAGGAAGCCUGCCCCUCGCGGUGGAUGAGCUGACAUCGAAUACAACGGAGGCAUGGGCCGCGGGGUUGCUGCCUGCCGUGCCGCGCCCGUGCAUGCUGGCCUACGCUGCCGCCGGUAGCCGCCUUCAGUUCUUCUGCCUCAUUCCUUCGGCCUCAGACAGUACCGGCAAACGCACCGGCGAUGGCAGCAGCAGCAGUGCUGGCAGCGGCAGUCGGCGCGUGCGUGCUGAACCUAUCAGCACCGUCCUCGAACUCAGGAGCUUGGAGGGGCGGCUGGCGGUGGUGACUGCCGCCUUCAACAUCUGGCGCCUGCUGGACGACUACGCAAACAGUGGACAACUGGUGCCGGCGUUACCCAUCGGCGGGCAAAGCAUUAAGUCCGCAGCAGCCACGUCAGCUUCCAUCCCGGUGCUACGUCCGGACUAUCGACUAACGCAUGAGCGGUACGUGAGCUUUGAGCUGCUCGCAAGGCUGUACGAAAGGCUACGGGGCCCGCAGCACCGGCACGCCAUCAUUAAGGCCUCCCAGCUCCCGCGUCUGGAUGCGGACGGCACUUACUGCACCGGCCCACCCGACACGGAGCAAGAGCUCGCGGCGGCCGUGGCGGGCGUGCUUCGCGGCCUGGCGGCGCUGCAUGCCGAAGGCUACGUGCACCGCGAUGUACGGUGGGCCAACGUCAUUUACCUGCCAGAGGACGGCCGCUGGAUGCUCAUCGACCUGGAGCACGCGGGGCUGGAGGGCUGCGACUGCAGCCGGAGCCCGUUCCCGCUGCGGUGCUGGAGCCCCCGGACCCUGCCACCGGACAAGGUCUACAGGGCGGCCAGCGACCUGCGCAUGGCGGCUGAGCAGUUGAUGUGCGGCGGGCUGCGCUUCACGCUCAGCGAUGCCGCGAGCGACUUGAGGGAGCAACUGAUGCGAGCGGUCGAGGCGGACAACGGCGGCAGUGGCGGCAGUGGCCUGACCGCUGAACAGGCACUCAAGCACCCUUGGCUUGCGGCUGCUGCAGCCGGGCCUUGGUAGUGAGCGCAGUGAGGGUUUUGUGGCGGUGCGGCAUCAAAGUUGACAGGGAUUGCGAGCUUGAGCACGAGCAGCCGUGCGGUACUAGCAGUUGCGGCAGUAGCCGGCACACUACGCACCCGGACACGCACUGCUUGCGCUGUAUGCGAUCGCAGGGGCAGGACAGGAGCAGCAACGGCCACCAGCAUGCAUGAGGCGCCGCGUACGCCAUUGUUAACGGAAAGAGCGGAAGGAGCAGCAUCAAGAAGUGACGCUGGAGUGUGGGUUGAGCCCAGGAGCGUGGGCUGUGCGCUUAGGUGCCAUCGUCAGGGCGGUGCAGCGCGCAGCACCUCUCAGUUAUUACGGUGGUGAUAUGCUAUCUGCAGGGAGAUGCGGGGAUCUGCCAUUUGCAGGCAAAAGGGCAACGGCGGCGACUGGCAUCGUACGUGUAUGAAGUGUUGUCGGUAGGAAGCGGAAGUCCUGAGGUAGGGUGUGGAGAGCGAGGUUGCGGGAGUCAGCAGAGAAACGGUGACGGCGUGUCGCUCACGGUCGGGGUAGACACCUCGCCUUUCUGGCAGCAAGCAGUUGCGCAAUCUGAUAGGCUUGUGCUGCUGACACUUGUGGUGCACAGCCCGCGCGGUGCAUUCUGGCCGGGGACCAGUGUCGCGUGUUUCUCUGUUGAACUUACAUGCCGCACACCAUGUCGUGCUGCCCAUGUAGUCCGCCGCGUUAGCAAGGCCGCGUGGAGGAGGAGAGCGCGGCGCCGCUCAAGAAGCGGCGCCGGCGCGCAGGUUGAGGUCGGCCGGUGUCUCGUUAGGGUCUUUGCUGGCGAGCGUACCACGGCACAGUGUAUGGUAAGCCGCACGUAGCAGUGAGGAGUGUUGUGGCUAGAGGAUUUCCUGCUGUUUGGUUGAUUGCUGGCUGUGCUGUUGCUUGGCAGCGGGACGUGGCUGGACACAUUACGGCGGGCCAAGCCUGUACGAACCGAUUCCGGCUAUGGCCGGGAGACGAGGUAGAUGCUUGCGGCCUCAGACUAGGUACAUGGCUCAGCCCACUUUUCCCAUGUAAGCGAAGGUAUCU